AUGCGGAGGGUGCACAAUCGUCCACCAGAUGUAAGGUGCACUCUGCGGAAGGCCCCUUCGAGGAAUGCCUCCCAAGAAACAAAUAGAAGCACUGAUUCUGAUUUUGUUGAUGCUCGUUCAAAGACUCGAAAGGCAGCUGCUAUCAAAAGUACCAAGCCUGUUGUUAGGGCUGCUACCAAGCCUGUUGCUAGGACCGCUACCAAGCCUGUACCCACUGCUGCUGCCGAGAAGGGAAACUAUGCCACCAUACAUUGUGCUCCCGGUUCCAUUUUUGAUAUAUUGAAUGGCAUGGACAAUGCUAUGAAGGAUAAGUUGAAGGAUUUGGGUUUUGAGAAUUUUCUUGGGUUCUCAUUUAAUGCAAUCGAAGACAGGUCGUUGGUCAUAUUCAUCAUGGACCACCUCAAGGUUGACCCUCUUCGUAUUGCUGUUGAAGGGAGGGAGUUGCCAAUCACCCCGCACGUGGUGAAAUCCGUGCUUGGCAUUCCAAAUGGCCCCAACACUCUCCCGGUUGUAUCUGGCAUAGAAAGGAAGAAUCACCAGAUUGAGCUUAGGCAUAUAUGCGAUGAAAAAGGAAUGGAGGAAUUGCACGAUGAUAGGCAAUUACAGAAACCUAACACCAGGGGUUACAGUGAUCUGAAGCCAAACGAGGUCCCUAGGUGGGUUAUAGAAUAUUUUGCAAAACAUGGAGAUGGUGACGAUUGGAGCAUCACCUGCUUCUUCAUGGCAUUGUUUGAUGGAUUGUUGUUCCCGACAACUAGCUUGUCGAUAACUGGUGACACCUAUUUUUACUGCAAGAAUAUAAAUGAUGUUUGCAAGUUUGAUCUUUGCUCGGCUGUUGUCGAUGAUCUGGCAAACAAGGUACCCAAAUGGAAGAAAUCGUCAUCAUCCAAUUCACCUUCAGUUCAGGGCUGUGUCGCACUUUUAUUGAUAUAUUACUUGGACAACCUUUUUUGUCCUUCGCACAUGCUCAUAGAUGCAAAAGAAACUACACGUGCUGCAUUGUUCAAAAAGACAAUUGUCGACAAGCUUGCAAAGGCUGGCAGGAAACAAUCCCAAGAUGACGGGACCGUCACAUAUGGCAAUCUCCCAUUUCGCAGCAAAGUAGGAACGUGCUAUGAAGAUGUGCGUGGCGAUGAUGCUCCCAGUCCCGAGGAGGUUGUGGCCCCUCCACCAAAGCGCAGUCGUGCAAAGACAAAGGAAGCUGCUGCCCCCAUCGCGCCCAGCGCCCCUAGAAUUGGCAAUGUCAAGCAGCAAAAUGAUGCCUUGAAAGCUCUGCACGAUUGUGAUAGAAGAAUUUAUACGGGGAUGGAGAAAUUUGAGCAGGGCAGCAGACUUGUAGCCGAAGGGAAACUUGAAAUCAACGAAGCACACAAGCAUGCUAUUGAUGAAAUCAAGAGGAUCUUUGGAGGCGUUGGAGCGGGAAUGUUUGGUCGUGGCGCUGAUGUAAUGCAAAAGGGUGCUGCGUCUAGUUCUACGGCACAACCAGCAGCAGCAGCAGCACCACCACCACCCCCUCCCCCUCAGGGGGACAUGAGGAUGCCCGUGGAUGAUAGCGGAAGUGGUCAGGUUGACGUGGAAAAGGAACAUGGAUCAAGCUCUGGGACACCGCCACCACCGCUGCCUACUAUUGAUAAAUUGGUGCCGGCCUUUGAUGCAACGCCCUCAUUUGAGCAGCAAAACACUCAAUCCACAUAUGGUUCUGCUGGUGUAGUUGAGCACUUGUUUGAUCGGGAGACAUGGAAUGACAAGGCAAGUUUGCUCCGUGAAAUCAGCGAAACCCCGCUUCCAACAAAUGAUGAAGGCAGAACGAUGAAACUUGCCUUUGAUGCAACGCCCUCAUUUGAGCAGCAAAACACUCAAUCCACACAUGGUUCUGCUGGUGUAGUUGAGCACUUGUUUGAUCGGGAGACAUGGAAUGACAAGGCAAGUUUGCUCCGUGAAAUCAGCGAAACCCCGCUUCCAACAAAUGAUGAAGGCAGAACGAUGAAACUUGGUGCGUGCAAGGGACAUGGAUCCAGCUCUAGGACAUCAGUUCCUCCACCACCACCACUACCACCACCACCACCACCACCACACCCUGCUGUAUGGACUUUUUUCACUCCAUGUUUAGCAAGGUUCUAA
Molecule: messenger RNA, 2121 nt
Organism: Panicum virgatum (switchgrass)
Lineage: Eukaryota; Viridiplantae; Streptophyta; Magnoliopsida; Poales; Poaceae
Exons: 8
Coding region: 1-2121 (706 amino acids)
Source: RefSeq, a predicted model, not a curated record